GUGAUUAAAGAUAAAAAUUUCAUCUACUUAUAUAAAAAAUUUAUUAUCGUAAAAUAUAGCGCCAUCUAAAAUUAUAUAAUGGAAACUGAAUUAAAAACAAAAGUAAAAGGUUUAAUAAAACCAUCAAAUGUUUAUUGGACAACAGAUCCAGAACAACCAGUUAAAUUAAGGUUAGAAAAGGAACCAUCAAUUGAACCAAUGUCCAUUGUAGAACUAUUUGAUGAUAUUGUUGAAAAAUAUCCAGAUAGUCCAGCUCUUAUGUAUAAAAAUGAACAAUUAAAAUGGACACCAAUAACAUACAGCGAAUAUAAAAAUAAAGUUGAACAAAUUGCUAAAGCAUUUAUAAAACUUGGUCUUGAAGAACAUCAUUCUGUUGGUAUAUUAGCAUUUAAUUGCCCGGAAUGGUUUAUAUCAGGUUUGGCAGCAGUACAUGCUCAUGGAAUUGUUACUGGUAUAUAUACAACAAAUUCAGCUGAAGCUGUUCGACAUGUAUUAGAUGUAUCACGUUCAAAUAUUGUUAUUGUUGAUGAUGCCAAACAAAUGGAAAAAAUUCAUCAAAUUAAAAAGAAUUUACCAAUGUUAAAAGCUGUUGUACAAUUGAAUGGACCAUAUGCAACAUAUGUUAAAAAAGAUGAUGGUUAUUAUAGAUAUGCUGAACUUGAACAUAUGAAUGUUGAAGAUGUCAAUGAAGAAUAUCAAAAAAGAUUGGGAAAAAUUGCUAUUAAUGAAUGUUGUUCAAUGGUUUUUACUUCUGGAACAACUGGUUUACCAAAAGGAGCUAUGAUUACUCAUGAUAAUAUUGUUUUUGUAGCUAAAGCAAUAACAAAACGUUUUAAUAAUUUUAAAGCAGCUGAAGAAGUUGUUGUUUCUUAUUUACCACUUAGUCAUGUUGCUGCACAAGUUCUUGAUUUUUAUGUAACAUUAGCAAAUGCUGCAUGUACAUGGUUUGCAGAUCGUGAUGCACUUAAAGGCACUUUAGUAAAAACAUUACAAGAUGCUAGACCAACAAUAUUUCUUGGUGUACCAAGAGUAUAUGAAAAAUUUCAAGAAAAAAUUGCAUCUGUAUCAUUACAGAGUAGUAUGUUAAAAAAAAUGGUAGCAUCAUGGGGUAAAAAUGUUAUAUUAAGACAUUAUAUGACUGAAUUAACAACUGGGAAAUCUAAUGAAAGUUGGGCAUAUAAAUUUGCAAGAAAUUUUAUUAUAUCUAGAGUAAAAUAUGCUUUAGGUUUUGAUCGUUGUAUGAUAUUUGCAAGUGGAGCAGCACCAAUAUCAUUAGAAACUAAAAAAUAUUUUCUUAGUUUAGAUAUGAAAAUUUUAGAUGCAUUUGGUAUGUCUGAAACAACAGCACCACAUAUUGUUUGCCCACUAUCUGGACCAAUUAAUAUGCAAUCUUGUGGUACACCAUUACCUGGUUGUGACAUAAAAAUUAUAAAUCCAGAUGAAAAUGGACAUGGAGAAUUAUGUAUGGGUGGUCGAAACAUAUUUAUUGGUUAUGUUGGAGAUGAAGAAAAAACAAAAGAAGCAUUAGAUGAAGAAGGUUUAAUGCAUUCUGGUGAUAUUGCAUAUGUUGAUGACAAAGGAUUUGUAACAAUAACAGGCCGCCUUAAGGAAUUAAUAAUAACAGCUGGUGGUGAAAAUGUUGCUCCAGUACAUGUAGAAGAUUUAAUUAAAGCUGAAUUACCAGGAAUAAGUAAUGCAAUGUUAGUUGGAGAUCGAAAGAAAUUUUUAACAAUUUUAUUAACAAUAAAGACUGAAAUAGAUCCAAUUGAUAUGUCACCAAAAGAUGAACUAACAACAGAAGCUUUAUUAUGGAUGAAAGAACUUGGUGUUGAACAUAGAACAGUUAAAGAAAUUUUGGAUGCUGGACCAUGUCCAAGAGUUUGGAAAUCGAUUACAGAUGGAAUUGCAAGAGCCAAUCAACAUGCAAUAUCAAAUGCACAAAAAGUACAAAAAUUUGCUAUAUUACCACAUGAUUUUUCAAUUCCAACUGGUGAAUUAGGACCAACACUUAAAUUGAAAAGAAGUCAUGUUGCAAAAAUGUAUGAAGAAGUCAUUGAAAGUUUUUACAAAGAAUAAAAGAUUUUUUUUCUUUUUUGAUAAAUUAAAACUUUUCUAAUUUUUAUUAUGGUAAAAUAAAACCAUAUAUUUCUGUUAUAUGUUAAUAAUUGUGAAAAAAAUCUCUGCUUUUUAAGGCGAUUUCAUUUUCAAAUUUUAAUUAAUUUUUUUUUUAAAUGAUAAUUAUUAGUAAAAAUAUAUUAAAAAUAAAUUGUUGUGCCUGUAUUUUCGAAUAAUUAAGGAAAAAUGUAACUUUACUUACAUAUCAUAAAAUUUUAUAGAAUUUUGCAUGUAAAUUAUAAUCAUAAUUAAAAUGAUUUCAAAAUUAUAAGAAAAAUUGUAUAAAAUUACAAUUAAAAUUGAGAAAUUUGUAGAAUAACAUAAUAGACUUCAAGUGUAAGAAGGACCAAAAAAAAAAAAAAUAUAAGAAAAUUAAAUUUAAUUAAUGAAAUAUUUUUGUAAAGCAAAAAUGUAAAUCAUUUAUAUUUCAAUUUAAAGUUUUGUUUGUAGUUUAAAGCGUAUACAUGUAUUUUGUUAGUGAAUAUGUGAAAAUAAAUUCAGAGACCUUUGUUUUGUAAAAUUA
Condylostylus longicornis is the source of this 2638-nucleotide messenger RNA. It is a transcript of the gene bgm, whose product is annotated as very long-chain-fatty-acid--CoA ligase bubblegum. Gene Ontology annotation, molecular function: long-chain fatty acid-CoA ligase activity. The coding region runs from base 79 to 2076 and encodes 665 amino acids. The transcript has 8 exons. Lineage: Eukaryota; Metazoa; Arthropoda; Insecta; Diptera; Dolichopodidae. The record is from RefSeq and is a predicted model, not a curated record. Gene Ontology annotation, cellular component: membrane; endoplasmic reticulum.